This is a messenger RNA of Lindgomyces ingoldianus, 2111 nucleotides long. RefSeq lists its product as uncharacterized. Bases 273 to 1817 code for a protein of 514 amino acids. NCBI's taxonomy places the organism in Eukaryota, Fungi, Ascomycota, Dothideomycetes, Pleosporales, Lindgomycetaceae. The record is from RefSeq and is a predicted model, not a curated record. The transcript has 2 exons.
GUUCAUAAACACUUGCAACCUCCCCUCCCAAAGUCUACACUCAUCUUCGCAUUCAUCGUGCUUUCCCGCAGGUUAUCAUUGAAGAACAUUCACCGGAACCCCGCGGAACCAGGCCCGCUGGCAUUACGCACUCUCCCAAUCGGUUCCAGGGCUGAGUGCUCCCAAUCUUCGACCUGCGAUGGUGGGGCAGGAACAAUAGCCUCCCAUACAUACUUGACCUGCCAACCACUGAACCUCGCCUCCUAAUCAGCCCUCCGCGCAUACCCUCCGCAAUGCCGCUCCUCAAUCUUCGAGAACUUCUACAGUUCCCAGAAGGCGAUAAUUCAACAGACACAGUCCUCAAUGGCGUGCACUUCAACCUUACAGCCCUGAAAGAACACAACUACACAAUAUACAGUAACAACACCAUCUCAAACAACUCGAGAUGCUAUCUCAUAUUUGACAACUUCAAACCGCACAUGUUCAACAAUGGCAGUUGGGUCAACGCGACAACAUGCUACAUACCAUAUUACCACAUCCAUGGGCGCGGAAUCGCUAGCAUCGUGUUUGGGACGUUUUUCGCCAUCAGCAUCAUGUUCACAUUAGUGAACUUGCGAAAACACGGACGGCUAUACUUGCGAGAGAAUAAGCGGUUCAGGGUUGUUGGCAGGCGGUGGCAGUGGUACUGGAUGUGCUUCGUGGCUGCAUGCGGUUUGAUCAGCACCUUGACGGGUGUCGAUGUGGACCGGUAUUACUUGCAACAAAUCCCCAUUAUUCUGCAGAGCUUCUUCUUCGUGUUGAUGGUUCCGGGCACCCUGGCUAUGGUGUGGGAAGCUACCCGACACUGGGGCUCGUGGCAAGAACGACAGAUAGUCGAUCGCGAUCCAUUCCUCCUACCGCAAGACGACAAGCGCGCCAGAACCGAAUUCUGGCUUCCUUUGGUCUUCUACCUCUUCGCGUGGCUAAACUUCUUCAUGGUCAUUCCUCGGUCAUGGACUGCGAUUCAAAAACAAAACACACCAGAACAGAAAAAUGAUAUUGCCCGGCCCGCAUCGACAGGCCCACGAGAAAAGGCAGGCGCGAUACUAGCAGCCAUAGCAUGGUUCGUGAUAUGCUAUUCACUUCACCACUCUUUAAAACACUAUAAGCCACGCGCCACCGGGUUUUUCAACAGGAUUAAUUCGUUCUGCCAUUAUUGCCCUACAAAACUUUUCGCUGCCAUCGUUCUACUCGCGAUCCGGAUCGGAUAUGGAAUUGCAAGCGCCUGGGUCUGGGACCUCAGCAUAUUCCAGGACGAUGUUGUCGUUGGCUGGCCAUUUGGUCUUGGAUAUGGGUCAAUCCUGCUGAUCAUUGUCGUCUUCGAGGUCGCUGGUUUCAUGGAGCAAAACGAGGACCAAGUCAUCAUUCAGCAGCGGCAAGACCGCGGUCGUGUCGUUGAUGCAGAACUCGGCCUCGUCAAGAAACCAAACUGGUGGAGCCGGAACUGGGCUGAGCGCUAUCAGAAUGACGAUCAAAGGCUGCGCAACAUGACGACGGAAUUCGGAGGCGGAAGGCCGACCACGCGCCAGGCCCAGCAGAGCAUUGAGAUGGGGAACAUGAACAUUCGGAAUCGGUCCCGGGAUCGACCGCCAGAGGAUCCAUUCAGAGACCAAAGUCCUUCAGGCUCCCGACAAGCGUCCGUGGCUGGGAAUAGACUGACGGUAAGUCGGUUGGAUAGCGAUGUUGCAAGCACAACAACAAGUAAUUCUGAGGCCACAGGACUGACGGGACGGACUUUGACGUCUGAAAAUACUCAAAAUGUACCACCACAACGGAUCAGGAGCAUGUUGGAUGUGUGAGGGAUAGAGGGGACUAGAUUCGGGACUGGGCUUGGAAACGUCAUGCAUUCUAGCAAGGGGCUUGGAUUUGGACAUUCGCUGUAUACUGUUUGUUCGCUUCAACUGUACACUGUUUAGGGGGAGGGCAUUGGAUUAGGCCACGGCACUGGGAGACAAGAACAAAGUAUAAGAUAUAUUUACAGCAUGCAAAGUCUCGUCAUCCCCUCCCGGUUUCAGUGUCCGACGGGUGUGAUUAAGCGAUUGGCAACUGUGAGAAGUAGACCGUGGCUCACAACGGGUAUGAUGUCAAUUGAG